AUGUCGAACGAGGACCGAGGAUACAUCCCGAAAUGGGGCGAGCUGCCCGUCGAGCAGUACCUGAUUGCACGUUUCCCUUUCAAGCUCUCCUGCCCAAGCACGACCACUAACGUCCCGCAGAGACACUGGGACUCUGCAGCGACAGAGUCCGCCGACGAACAGCGCCUCCGGCUCAUCCGGCAAUUCAUCGAUCUGGAUGAGAUACCCCGCGAAUGGGAUCCCGUCAACUACGGCGCACCGCCGCCACGCAUGCCCACGGCGGAGGAGAUCGACACGGUCCUGCGUCCCUGGCGGUCGGACGAACUGCGCCAGCAGGCAUGGCAAAUCCUGGAAUCCGGCAACGCCGCCCCGAUCCUCCUCCGGACGCACUACGACCCAGAGGGCGACGAGAAGAUGGAGGAGUGGAUCGGCGCGUCGGAGGAAUUCGAGAACCAAGCCUGGUGGGCGUGUCUGAACGAUCCAGCUCUCUUCGACUUUGGCUCCGACUGGCAGCGCGUCUACGACAUCGUGCCCGAGGUCGCAGGCCCGGUGGGCGGUGCCGGGUACCGGCGGUACCCGGCAUCGGAAAUCGUCGAAAUGUCCCGAACGCAGUUCAAGACCUCGUUCGGCAAGGCUAAAGAGAAUGAGCCUGAUCGGUGGCGAGAGGAUCGGCAUCGGUUCGUCGAACUCGAGGCAGCCGACCUCCUCCGCACAGUGGCAGCAGCGUACAUUCUUGUUGCGGAUCAGGAGACCUUUGAGACCGGUGGCCAAUUGCGUCUGCUCUAUCUCGACGGGAAGCGGAACGUCAUCCGGGAGACCCGCGUCGAGGCCGAUGCGCAGACGAUCACAGACGUCAUCAUGGACUGGGAUCAGUUGAAUCUGCCGCCGGACCUGUGGGAGGAGGGGACCAUCGGCGAUAGGUACCGCGUUACCGGGGAUUUGGGGAGGGAGCUGUAUCAAUUGAGCGAGGCUGAUAUGGCGGAUCCCUGA
Messenger RNA from Aspergillus nidulans FGSC A4, 969 nucleotides. RefSeq lists its product as uncharacterized. The transcript has a single exon. Bases 1 to 969 code for a protein of 322 amino acids. The record is from RefSeq and is a predicted model, not a curated record. NCBI's taxonomy places the organism in Eukaryota, Fungi, Ascomycota, Eurotiomycetes, Eurotiales, Aspergillaceae.